GUAUUCUGAAUGACUCAAUUUAUAUCCACUUGUCCUUCACAAAAAGAAAUCCUCAUGAGGCUGCGCAAUGCAUUGACCAUAUGAAGAAAAAAAAAUUGUCAGAAAAUAACAGAGUAGAAACUUUGAAAAUGGAAGCGCUUAAUGACCAGCUGAAGCAAAAUCCAUGGCCUUUGGAAAAGAGCAUAUUUGAGAGCCUACCUCCUAGACUUCGUAAAGCACUGCAGGAAGCUUGCAAAGAACAGAAUGGGUUCUACGCUCAGUUCUCUAAACUCUUCCCAAUGCGGGUGAUAUCCUAUCUGAUGCUACCAUAUACACUACCAGUGGAGUCUGCUUACUCUGUUGCUUUACGAUUAGUAAACUGGUUUCCUGACAUGCCUGCUGAUGUUCGGUGGAUGCAAGAACAGCUUUGUCAGAUUGCUGGUACAGUUUAUUCCCAGGCUAAAAGCAAGCUAUUCUGUACAUCCAGGAAAGACAAUUAUGCAUCACUAAGAAAAUGUCAAACUGUCCCGUCUGCUAUGGAAUUUCAUUCUUCAUACUGCCACCUUAAAAUGCCUCACUCUUCUGGGGACCUUGAAACCUGGCUCUGGGAAUCUUCAUGCUUCAUGCACUCAGCUGUGAAAAAUGCUUCUGCUAUCAUGCAGGAGCGUUCAGACUUAAACUCCUGUCCUAACUUUCUCCCAAAUUCUGAUGAGUCUGGGUUGGAAAUAGAUUUUGACUCUUCCUCAGAGACAAGUUUCCAGACUGCUCCAGAGUAUUAAUUUGGAAGUAAGUUCCACAGUUCCCAGAAUUCCAAUUUGGCAGAGAAAUUUAAAUCCCGAAGGACUAAAAUUGACUUUGUUUAUUGCCAAUAAGUCUCAGAAAAGUAAUUGUUUAC
This is a messenger RNA of Leptosomus discolor (cuckoo roller), 874 nucleotides long. The record is from RefSeq and is a predicted model, not a curated record. Lineage: Eukaryota; Metazoa; Chordata; Aves; Leptosomiformes; Leptosomidae.